Brassica oleracea var. oleracea is the source of this 993-nucleotide messenger RNA. Its product is annotated as serine/threonine-protein kinase OSR1-like. Gene Ontology annotation, biological process: protein phosphorylation. The coding region runs from base 74 to 484 and encodes 136 amino acids. The transcript has 5 exons. The record is from RefSeq and is a predicted model, not a curated record. Gene Ontology annotation, molecular function: ATP binding; protein serine/threonine kinase activator activity; protein kinase activity. NCBI's taxonomy places the organism in Eukaryota, Viridiplantae, Streptophyta, Magnoliopsida, Brassicales, Brassicaceae.
GGACAUUUGGUCGUUUGGCAUAACUGCACUAGAGCUUGCUCAUGGUCAUGCCCCGUUUUCCAAAUAUCCACCUAUGAAGGUGCUGCUAAUGACCUUACAAAACGCUCCUCCUCGCCUUGACUAUGAGAGAGAUAAGAAGUUCUCAAAGUCGUUUAGAGAGUUAAUCGCAGCAUGUUUAGUAAAAGAUCCAAAAAAGCGUCCAACCUCAGCAAAGCUUCUGAAACACCCCUUCUUCAAACAUGCUCGGUCUACAGAUUAUCUCUCCCGUAAGAUUCUCCAUGGUCUUUUUCCACUUGGUGAUCGUUUCAAAAAGCUCAAGGAGGCAGAAGCUGAAUUGUUUAAAGGCAUAAAUGGUGACAAAGAACAGUUAUCUCAGCAUGAGUAUAUGAGAGGAAUCAGUGCUUGGAACUUUGAUCUGGAAGACUUGAGGAAGCAGGCAUCACUUGUAAGUAAGGUCGUGGUCUCAAGACAGGGCCGGUCCUGAAAUUUUCAUGGUCCAAUACGAAAUACAAAAUUGAGGCCCCUAGAUAAUGUAUAAAAAAAAUAUGUCGAUAAAAAACUCAAGUUUAUAAUAAAAAAAUUACAAUAUCCUCAAAACUAAAAAAAAAACUUAUCAGUUCUUAAAUAUAGAUCUUCUUGCAUUUUUUCUUGCAAAAUCAUCCAUCAAACUUUCAUAAUCAAGAUUCUUGAUCAUAUCCUUUUCAAUCGACAACAUAGCCAAACCAUUUAAUCUUUCAUGUUUGUCAUAAUUUUUUUUUUCCUUUUUUUUUUUGCCUUUCAAUCUACUCAUAUUUAAUAACAUAGAAUAUAUAAAAUAUAAUUAUCUUUGUAUGUUAGUGAUGUCCCAUAAUUUUCUUUACUUAUCAGUUUAUAUACACAUAACAAAUUGUCAAAUUGAUAUAUUUAUAAGUAAUAACAUUGAAAAAAAUAGGCCCUAAAAUUUUGACAAAAAUAGGAGGCCCCAUACAUUUGUAUUGAAUGUUUUCGUUCAAG